AUGGAAGACCCAGUAAGAGAACUCAGGGACGUCGUUCGAUCGAUCACUGAACCAUACGCAGCAAGUGUGAUGGCUCAAAAUAUUGAAAAAUACUUCACUGAAGAUGCGUAUAUUGAACAUCCAACGUUUAAUCAACCUAAAUCAGCACAUGGAAAAGAAAUGUUAAAAGGCUACUAUAAGUUUGUACGAGUUUUCACGAUCAAUAACAAAAUAGAUUUUCAUUCAGUCAUGUUUAAUGAAGAUAAAACACGUGCUGCCAUUGAUUUAACUGAAAAUGCUAAUCCAAGAUGGCUACCAUGGCCAACAUUUAGAAUCCACGUAAGAUUUUAUGUAUUUGUAAAGAUGAGAAAAGAUGAAGAUGGAAAAUAUAGAAUAUAUCAUCAAAUAGAUUGUUUUCCAAGUAAUAUAGGUGGGUUAUCAAUCUUACCUGGGUUUGAUUUGGCUAAUAAUUUCAUUAAGAUUAUCAUUGGUAUCUUUAUUGGAACUUUGGGACAAUUCUUACUUUAUAAAGACUUGAAUAAUUGUCUGGCAUCCACUGGUAGUUUGUUAUAUAUGUUGGUGAUGACAAAAUCUUUUGAACAAGAAGGUUCUGAGGAUUUUGCUACGGCUAUGCAAGAAUAUCCCUCUGAGUAUCACCAUCAGAUUGACUAUUCACAGCUAUUCACUCUUCAUGAGUGA
Molecule: messenger RNA, 678 nt
Organism: Melampsora larici-populina 98AG31
Lineage: Eukaryota; Fungi; Basidiomycota; Pucciniomycetes; Pucciniales; Melampsoraceae
Exons: 8
Coding region: 1-678 (225 amino acids)
Source: RefSeq, a predicted model, not a curated record